This is a messenger RNA of Acytostelium subglobosum LB1, 1743 nucleotides long. RefSeq lists its product as hypothetical. Lineage: Eukaryota; Evosea; Eumycetozoa; Acytosteliales; Acytosteliaceae. Gene Ontology annotation, molecular function: protein serine/threonine kinase activity; ATP binding. Gene Ontology annotation, biological process: protein phosphorylation; mitotic DNA damage checkpoint signaling. The record is from RefSeq and is a predicted model, not a curated record. Gene Ontology annotation, cellular component: nucleus. The transcript has 7 exons. The coding region runs from base 1 to 1743 and encodes 580 amino acids.
AUGAAUAUAUUCAAAUGGACAAGGAACCAGAAUGGUACACCUCAGUCACCAUCACCAUCAUCAUCACCUCAAAGAUCAACACCAGAGAAACAGCAUGUCAAUGAAGCUCAUUCACCUUUCUUUAGAAGGACAGGUCCACUGGCAUCAUCAUCUUCAUCUUCUUCGUCACAGACAACAGACUCAUCAUCAUCGACUGCUGUUCUUAAUGCGACUACAUACAUUCGACAGGAUGAGCUGGGCAGAGGCGCAUUUGGUUACGUUUAUAAAGCAGUCGACCCUGCCACCAACAAGCUAUACGCAGUCAAACUGUUGAAGCGUGAAGCUUAUGACAGCAAAGAGUUAAAGCCCUACAUUGAUCGCGAGCACUCUCUUCUAGCCAGUCUACAAGGAAUUGCACAUCCACACAUUGUUGCAAUCCAUGAUAUACUUGACAAGUAUACCUAUGUAUUUGAGUACUGCAAUAGCAAGACAUUGUAUGAGUUCUAUCAUACAAACAGAGGCAAGAUGGAUGAGAGCACACUCAAGAUUAUCUUCCUUCAAGUACUCUCUGCAUUACAGUUCUUGCAUGAUAAGAACAUCAUUCAUCGAGACAUCAAGCCAGGCAACAUCCUCCUGAACAUUGUAAACAAGAAGAGACUAGUCUUCAAAUUGUCAGACUUUGGAUUGUCUAAAGCGAUCAAUGGCGAUGAUAUGGCACAGUCACGUGUUGGAUCAUUCAAGUACAUGGCACCAGAACAAUUCUUGCCAUACGGAUAUACAUCGUCAGUGGACAUUUAUGCAAUGGGUGCAUUGUUCUAUCAUAUCUCACUUCCAGAGCCAUCGGACAACAUCAACUAUGUCCAGGGCAUCAAUGAUCUGCCCGCCGAUAGAUGUACCGAUGAGUACAGGGAGCUGCUCCUGAGGAUGGUCGAGCCAGACCCUUCAAAGCGAAUCACGAUGGCCGACAUCAUUCGCUCCGACUGGGUCAUGAGCAAGAUCGUCUACCUGGACAUACAAUUGGGACAGCACAAAGAUGUCAUCACUCUCAACGAUGUCUAUCAGAUCUACCACAAGAACUUCACAGCAUGCAACAUUGAGAGCAAGUAUAAGCUGUCGCUCAAGGAUCAGCUGAUAUUGGUGACAUACUUUGAUUCGGACAGUCUACAUCCACUCAACGUGACACCAUCUCGACCAUUAUAUACAAUUGAUCGUGUCUACCUUAUUGACCUCUACAAGAUGACGGUCACACUAAAGAUCAGCGAGCUUGGAAGUCUGACCAGUCGCCACACCAAUACAAAGCACGAAGAUGUACCAAGUGUGAGGGAUUAUGGCGACAUUCAAUCAACAUUGGUCAAUCAGAUCAAAGCAGAGUUUGAGAAGCAAGAGGACUCGGAGAAGAUACUUAGAUACUUGAAUGAGUUGUUGAGGAAGGCGAACGAGUUGAACAGUUACUGCAUACUGCUGCGAGACUAUUAUCAAUCACAGGUUCGUGGAGUACUUGGCAACAAUGUAGACUUGAAGAAGUUGGUAAACAGCCAGGAUGAACUCUCCAAAGUGUUCCAAUCAAAUAGGAGUACAUGUGAUAAGAUCAAACAACUUAGGAAUUUCGAUGAGAAUGGAGAGGACACUAAUGAGUUACUUAUUGACUACCUUCCAUUGUUUAUUCGAUCAUUCAUUGAUCAGAACUUGACACACUAUGCCAAUUUCAUCCAAAGCUCAAGCCAAGUUGACAAUCAAGUUACUCAAGACUUCUCCAAAGUGUAA